This is a messenger RNA of Colletotrichum truncatum, 1710 nucleotides long. The record is from RefSeq and is a predicted model, not a curated record. Lineage: Eukaryota; Fungi; Ascomycota; Sordariomycetes; Glomerellales; Glomerellaceae.
AUGCAGCUUCUCAAAUAUUAUGAGAACAAGGUGGUGGACGAUGAUUACUGGUUCCAAACGCGCUUGCCUUUCAAAAACCUAGCAGCUCUAGUUGCGCAGAUUAGCACCGCCAUGAAAAUCUGUAUGGUAUAUCCUGUUGCUUCAGCAAUGGGCCAGCUCAAAUGGUAUCAGUUUGUUCAUAAUUCGCCUAGGCAGCUCGCUAAUCUGCAGGCAUACGAUGCAGCAUCUCGAGGGAUUGCUGGGUCCGCCAAAGUCCUAUUGUCAAAACAUAGAUUUGAGUCACUUAGCAUCUCUUUAGGCUGCAUCUUCUUUCUCGCCACGUUGGGUGUGUCAUCCUCGGUCCAGAACACAAUUACCACAAACAAGUACCUUUGUCAUGAACCACUCCGAGGAUCCCGUUUUUCAAACGCGAGUCUGCCAUUCAACCACAAUUACACAGAUAUGGCUUCGAUGGGGUCCAACGGCACCAUUAAACACUCCCGAACUGCAUCUCCCGCUCUGCAGGCGAUGGUUUUGGCUGCAUGGGCAGAUUACCAGAAACCGCGGGUGACCAACGAACCCACACCAUGGCCAAUCAACUGCACCACAGGCAUAUGCGAGUUUAACAACGUUAAUUCACUUGAUGUUGACCACCAGUGCCAAAGUGUAACCGCCGUUGUCAACUCUGACGGCUCCCUUUCUUCUAAUCAAGCAAAUAUUACGUUCCUCCCUGGAGAGCACGAUUCAGAUUCACCGUCGAAAACGCAAUCCCCCAGGUUGGGUCUGAAAUCUAGUCGGAAAAUACCAAACAAUAGCACGUUUCUUACAUCUACCGCAAACAAUCCGGCCUUAAUUAUUCAUGUGGCAGCAAUUGCCGAGCCUGACCAAGGGCAACCGGAAGCAGUGGAAUGCAUUCUUUACUGGCAAAUGCGAUCCGAUAGUAGAAUCAUCCACAACGACCACGCAGAUAACACUAAAAAUAAUCUUAUUGGAGUGGACCUUGAGACCAUUUGGGCAGAGAAAAACUUCACAAAUCAUGUAGCAGAAGUUAAAACAUUGGAGGACGGCAAAGAAUCCAUCGUCUUCGAAGGGCCUUGCAAUACCAACUUUGAGCGGAACAUGAAUGCAAAUGGGAAUUGCCCGUACAGCGUUUGGAGCGACACCAAUCUAGCACUCCAACAGGUUCUGGAGAAUCUCUUUACACGCCAUGGCCUCGAGAAAACGUUGCAAACAGACACAGGCUUCGAUUCAGAUGGCGUCCUUUUGAGCCUCUUCAAGUUGGCUUGGCUUAGGAACCUGGAGAAAGCGGGAGCGGCAGGAGCAGAAUUCCAAAGAUCAGCUGCCUUGAAAAAGACCCUCAGCGAUUACAUUACUAAUUUAAAUGGUGGAAUCGCCCACACCCUUCGGAUUAAGUAUACAGGCUUUGUCCCGGGGAAAGUUUGUACAAACGAGCAUUACGAGAUCCACUGGUUGUAUGUGCUGUAUAUGGUCAUCAUGUUAGGUAUUACCACAUUUCUCUUCUUUUUCGCGAUAUGGCGGACACGUGGGCUGCCUAUAUGGAAGACCUCCAUCUUACCUUUUCUAUACCACGGUUUCGAGCAUCCACCUCGCGAUGAGGGAGGUGACUUUUCCAACAUAGCGUGGAUGGAGACGGCCAGUCAAGAGAAGCAACUUGUGUUGUGUGAUAACACGGAUGGCUUGGGUCUUAAGUUGAGAGACUUCAGAGCAUAA